Messenger RNA from Aspergillus oryzae RIB40, 1608 nucleotides. RefSeq lists its product as uncharacterized. NCBI's taxonomy places the organism in Eukaryota, Fungi, Ascomycota, Eurotiomycetes, Eurotiales, Aspergillaceae. The coding region runs from base 1 to 1608 and encodes 535 amino acids. Gene Ontology annotation, biological process: transmembrane transport. The transcript has 3 exons. The record is from RefSeq and is a predicted model, not a curated record. Gene Ontology annotation, molecular function: transmembrane transporter activity.
AUGCAGUCCAUCCGCCAGUACCGUCGCCUGCGGCAGGACCUAGCUGAAGCUCGGCGAGGAAAGCUACCUUCUGAGUCGCUCGCGAAGACUUCCACCAGUAGCGAUAACGAGGCCGCAAAGGAUCCGACAGAGAAGCCAGCAGCAAUAGACCCAGCCCUCGUCCGUGGUGUGACCGUCUCGCGCCCACAGGAGGGCGAUGGGAGCACCGUCUACGUGGUGGGCUGGAGGGACAACGACCCCAGUAAUCCCCAGGUCUGGAGCUUGCCCAGGAAAUGGAUGGCUAUGAUAAACUGUUGCUGUCUGGGCAUCGCGUUGACAAUUCCCACAUCUGUCGAAGGUCCUGCGCAAGAGGCCUUCCAGGACCACUUUGGUGUCAGUCCGAUGGCAGGAUCGAUGAGCACAGGCAUCUUCCUGAUCGGUGUUGGCGUGGGCUCACUAUUCUCCGGCCCUUUGUCUGAAACCUUCGGCCGCAAUAUCGUCUACUUUGUCUCGAUGGUUGUGGUCAUGCUGUUCAUUAUGGCCAAAGCUCUGGCUCCCAGCUAUGGCGUCGCUCUCGCUUUCCGAUUCUUCGGCGCCCUUUUCGCCGCGACCCCAAUGACCGUGGCUGGCGGGACCAUAGGCGACAUCUGGACGCCCAUGCAGAUACCCUUCGGCCUGCCCUUGGUCACCAUCUGUGCAUACACCGGCCCAAUCCUGGGUCAUGUGAUCGGCGCAUACACACCUGAGAUCGGCUUCGAGUCGGCCGACUGGAUAUCCAUGAUCAUCAUCGGCGCCGUCCUGGUAUUCGUCCUGAUUGCCCAACCGGAAACAUGUAGUCCGCUGCUGCUGGAAUGGCGCGCGAGACACCUGCGCGAGCUAACCGGCGACGACCGCUACCAGGCCGAGCACACAUCGGCCAGCUCGCUAGACUUCCGGCUGCUGGCUAACGUGUAUAGACCGUUUUUCAUGGUCUGGACCGAGCCUAUAAUCCUGGUCUUUAGCUUUUGCCUCGUCCUCAUCUACUUUGUGCUAUUCACUUUCUUGAACGGUUACCCUUAUAUCUUCACUAGGCCGUAUGGCAUAUCGGCCAGCUCAACCUUCAUCAUCUGGGUUGCAAUGAUGCCUGAAGUUGCCGUGGCGAUCAUUAUGGUCCCUUACAUCUACAGCCUCACCAAGAAGGCCGCCGCGAGCGUAAUGACCGCAGGCAAACCCCUGCAGCCCGAGGUAUCCCUCUACUGGGCCAUGGCGGGAGCUUCUAUUUUAAUGCCAGUGUCGCUAUUCUGGAUGGCCUGGACGUGCUACAGCGACAUCAGCAUCUGGUCCCCAAUCAUAGCCUCCACGAUAUUCGGUUACGCCCUCGUCUGUAUCUUCACAACAAUCUACAUGUACAUCAUCUUCGUAUACCUGCAGCACUUAGCGUCCGCGCUCGGAUUCAUGACCUUUGCUCGCUACGUCAUCUCCGGUGCGCUCAGUCCGGCUUCUAUCAAGAUGUACGAGAACAUAGGCGCUCAUUGGUCGUUGACCAUUGUGGGCAUUAUUGCUACGGUGAUGGCACCCGUGCCCUAUGUGCUUUACAACUAUGGCCAUAAGGUCCGUGCAAUGAACAAGAAUAUUCAGAAUAGGGCUUAG